Molecule: messenger RNA, 1452 nt
Organism: Baudoinia panamericana UAMH 10762
Lineage: Eukaryota; Fungi; Ascomycota; Dothideomycetes; Mycosphaerellales; Teratosphaeriaceae
Exons: 3
Coding region: 257-1246 (329 amino acids)
Cellular component (GO): cytosol
Molecular function (GO): aldose reductase (NADPH) activity
Source: RefSeq, a predicted model, not a curated record
ACCAAUGUCGGCUCUUCUGCUUGAUUUUGCGCAACUACACAAUCUGCCGAUGUGGACAGGUGUCGCUCUCGGAUUACUCUCUUUGCCCUACCGUGGAUGAUGCACCGUCGUGAUUGGCGCGAAAACCGCUGCCCACAUCUUACCUGCAGAAGAUGUCACAGUACCGGGAAAGGGUUUUCCAUGCUUUAAAGGCAUAAAGCAUGCUGCCGCCUGCAGCUUUGCCCAACUCAAACCCUUGUCUCAAUCUAUCAACAACAUGUCUUUAGGAAGAACAGCAGUCCUUAACACUGGUGCGAAGAUCCCUCUGCUCGGUUUCGGAACAUGGCAAAGCGAACCGGGCCAGGUGGGAGCUGCAGUUCACGAGGCGAUCAAGGCCGGCUAUCGCCAUCUGGAUCUAGCGAAAGUCUACGGUAACCAGAAGGAAGUUGCGCAAGGCAUCAAGAAGGCCUUUAGCGAAGUGCCCGGCCUGAAGCGUGAGGAUCUCUUCAUCACCUCCAAGCUAUGGAACACGCAGCACCGUCCGACGCACGUCGCUGCAGCUUUGGACGAUUGUCUGAAGGAGCUGGAACUGGACUACCUAGAUCUCUAUCUCAUGCAUUUCCCGGUUGCAUUCGACGACACGUCCUCAGCAAACCCUCACCAAGACCUCUUCCCUCUGCGCGACGACGGUGACGUCAAGAUCAGUGACGAGAUCUCUAUCCGGGACACCUGGAAAGCUAUGACGAAGCUCGACAAAACAAAGGCCCGUGCAGUCGGCGUGUCAAACUUCACCCCCCAGCAUCUCGAGUCCGUCAUCAACGCGUCUGGCGUCACUCCCGCAGCCAACCAGGUGGAGCGCCAUCCAUUGCUACCGCAGCCGGAGCUUGUCAGCUACUGCGCUGGCAAGGGCAUCCACAUCACCGCAUACUCGGGCUUCGGCAACAACAUGUUCGGUGAACCGCUGGUGAUAACCUAUCCGGAGGUGAAGAAAGUCGCCGAACGGCUGAACGCUACUCCAGCUCAAGUUGUCCUCGCAUGGUCCCAGGUUGGGGGUCACAGCGUGAUUCCGAAAUCAGUCACUCCGCAACGCAUCCGAGAGAAUUUCCAAGAGGUUGAGCUAUCGCCAAGCGAUAUUGAAGCGAUCAAUGGACUUGGAAGUCGGGCAAGACGAUAUAACAUCCCAUACAUCGCGAACAAGCCGAGAUGGCCCGUCAACAUCUUCAACGCGCCAGAGGAGAAGGAAGCCCCGCACAGCGUCGUUGUCUAGAUGACAGUUCAGAAAGGCCUGCAGAUGCAAACAUAGUAGGCUGUAUAGAUCAUGAGAAGGCGCUCAUGCUCCGUCUGCACGAGAUAGAUUACAACUAAAAGAACUGUACUUCCUAGACCAAUCCUUUCAGACGGGAUUGACACCUUUGUGGCUGACUUUCUUCUGCUUCACUGCACGAUCUUCGUUCCGAAAUAGGAUAUGCUCAG